Messenger RNA from Folsomia candida, 2292 nucleotides. Its product is annotated as golgin subfamily A member 6-like protein 22. The transcript is spliced from 9 exons. The record is from RefSeq and is a predicted model, not a curated record. NCBI's taxonomy places the organism in Eukaryota, Metazoa, Arthropoda, Collembola, Entomobryomorpha, Isotomidae. Bases 483 to 2198 code for a protein of 571 amino acids.
UUGUCGUCGACGUAGAAAGAUAAGUUCUCAUCUCUACCAAUGAAAAAUAUAUGAUGCCCAGGCUGCUGCAGACGUGUAAAAAAGAGUGCUUCUUCAAACCAUUAGUUGGGAUAAGACGGAUAAGAAAUACAUACGUACAAAAACUUCUGUUACCAUUUUUUGGCACCAUUUCCCAUGCGUCUGUAUUCUAGUCCAUCCAGAAAACGGUGCCUCAGCCAAAUUGUCUCAUCGCAUCUCAUAUUGAAGAAGACACUAAUAAUCAACUCACAUCAUGUGAGACAGGCCAUUGUGUGUGUAACGUUGGUUGUGCUGAAGCAUUCUAAAAAAAUAAUUGUAAAAAGUGUUUAGUUGUGAAGAAAAUUAAAAAGCGGAAACCAGAAAAUUGAAGAAACUUAUUGUAAGCUAAUUUAAGUAGUUAUACAUCUCAUUUUGCCUCAAAUUUAAUCGAGAGUACUGAAAGUUGAAGGUGAAAGUCGUCAUAAAUGAAUGAAGAAAAUGUUAACGGUGGUGGCGACAUGGCCCCCGUCACAGAAGAACAACCAAACCUAGUGGAGGAAGUAGUGGUUGAAGAAUCUGUGACGCUACUUGAUGACCUACGACGGGAAGAAGUUGUACCACAACAACCGGAAGUAGUUCAACCGGAACUUGCACCUCUCCUGUUAGACUGGAGUGGAGUCGUCAUCCCACAACCGGACGCCGAGUUACUCUUAAAACCGGAAAUAAUCGCCUCCCUCGAUGUCGACUUACUCCCACCACCACCGCCGGUCGCGUCACAAGAGCCAGUAAAUUGGGAGGAACGUUGCGCCCUGCUAGAACGCCAACUUCAAAGAGCCGCAGAAGCCACUACUUUGCGCAAACGGCUCAUCGAAAUUCGAGAAACGGAAUCAAAAAGUCUCACCUCCAAGUUGAAACUGUUGUCGGAAGCGAUCAGUGAGGAGAAACGCCUCCGAAAUGACCUUCUCACGCGCGUCGAAGCGGCCGAACUCGAAUGUGGCACAGUUAAGGACAAACUCCGUCGAAAUUUGGAGGCCCUUGAGCGGAUGAAGGGUCAUCAUGAGAGGAGGGUGACGAUGUUAUCAGCCAACCUGGAAAUCGCGGACAUCAAGGCGCAAGGAACAGCCCGCAAGUUGGAGGAAUCUCAUAGGAAGGGGGCCGAGCAGAAAGGCCUCCUGGAAGAGUUAACUAUGAAAUUGAAUGAAAAUAAGAAGGUUACAAAAACGAUGGAGAAACAGGUCAAGAAAUUAAGUGAUAAAAAUGCCUUCCUCACUUCGCAAGUGGCACUGAUUGGGCAACUGUUGGGUGACGAUAAUACUACUGGUGACAAUCCGUCGACGUCGACACCAUCGUCACCUCCGGUUGAUGAGGAAGGGUCGUUGUGGAAGAUCAAAAAUAUUAUCAGACAAUCGGAAAACGCCGAGUCAAGAGAUGACCAAGUUCCAUCCGGAAGUAAGAAAGACGAGGAGGACGAGGGGGUCGAACUUUCGUCACUUUUGGAACUGGAGAACGAUGACGAUUCAGAGAGUGAGCCGGUCAAAGAUAUUCCAGGUGAAGAAAGCUGCUACAAACGGGUUGAGGGGCCGACCGGGCCGAAAUUUAUUUUAAGCGUGAGCCGAACUUUUAUCAAAUUGAAGGAUCUCAUUCUCGAGAAACGGUCCCUGCAGCAGCAAAUUGAUGGAUUGAAGAAUCUCAAUACCAAGUUGGAGUCAAAGACCGACAAACAGGAGCAUCGCCUCUACUGCGUCACCAAAGAACUCAACAAAACUUGGCAUUUGGUCAGCAAGUUGAAACUACAGCAAGACAGGCUACACAACAAUGAAGCGUUUCUCAGAUUUGAGCUGAAGGAAAAUCGAGCCAUCGUCGAAAAGUUGAAAAAAGAGAUGCAAAGUUAUAAAGAAAAGUGGAGAAAGGUUCGUGAAAAAAAUGACGAGUCUCAAUGUGUCUGGCAGCAGUUGAAAGAUGAAUUUGCUCAACGGCGACAAGAAUCCUUGUCACGACAAGGGGGACAAUCCUCGUCCUCUGCAUCUUCGCCAAUUUCCUUGUCGAAUUCCCCAUCCCCUCCGAGAGAGGAUUCUUCCUUAUCUUUGGAAGAGGUGGAUGACUUUUGUGCUGGAAUUGAUCUUGGUGACGCGAUGACACCACCACCAACACCAAGCGAAGAUGUCACAACGACUAAUGUACCAGCAGAUCCAGAAGGUUGAUUCUACGAAUUUUUGUAAAUUACAAUCAAAGUGAUACUAGAUUCCUGUUUAAAUAUUCGAUUUGGGCGAAUAAAAUAAAAUUGACAUCGCCAAA